AUGGAAGGAGAAAUUGAGUUAGGCGAAGAUUACAAAGACAAAGCAAUCGAACUAACAUCUAAACUAGAAAGACAAAUUGAAAAUUUGAGGGAUAUUCCACAAAAUCACAUAAGAAAAUCCUGCAAUAGUAACUAUCAAUGUAAGCUCUGUGGUUCUUUUUCGCAUAAUUCCUUAAUUUGCGAAGGACAGCAACCCGAUACCGUAACUAAGAAUAUUUCCCCUCCAGUCGAAGAAGGGACUUCUAUCCCCAAAGAAAAUAAUACCGCUUCUACCAUGGUAUCUUUCAGCACCGAACAAAAUAAAAGAAAAAAUAGGGUCCUUGGAUCGGUUUUAUUACAAACAUUUUCAGCUGUGGUAACCGGACGAAGGGGGAGUAGGACGCACCUGCGUUGCAUGUUGGAUUGCGGGGCCAAUAAAUCCUUCAUCUUGAGAGGGGUGGUAGAGGAAUUGGGAUUGAAAACAGUGGGCAGGGAAGUUCUAGCUAUUCACACUUUCGGAAGUAAAACCGCUGAGCGUCGUGCUUACAAUAUAGUGGAGAUUACGUUAAGGAAUGUACAACACCCGACUCGGUGUGUUAAAAUACAAGCGGUUGUUAAUGACCCGAUUACGUCGGCGAAAAUUCAUACUCCAUCGCAGUUUGUUAGAAACAUAGCGUUAGAAAAGGGAAUUGAGUUAGCAGAUGUUAGUACUUCUGAGGGGAUUGAUGUUUUGAUUGGUUCGGAUUAUAUUUCAGAGAUUUUAGGCGAAAGGAAUAUAAGGAUUAGUAAAAGAUUGAUUGCAGCUGAUAGUAUUUUCGGAUAUUUGCUACUGGGAAAGGAGAUGGGAAUUGAUUGUAAGGAGAUAUCUGCUAACCAUUUGAUCGCCGAGGGUGAGGAAUCGAGCUUUGAUAGGGUAAAAGAUUUGUGGUUAUUAGAAACGAUUGGGAUAAAUAUGGAUAAAGAAGUGUCUCUUUCAGAUAAAGAAACAUUUAAAUCGUUUCAACAAAAUACGACGUAUAAAGACAAAAGAUACGAAACUCGUUUGUUAUGGAAGGAGGAUAAUAAGGCAUUACGCAGUAAUUAUGAAAUUGCGAAACGUCGUUUAUUCGGUUUAAGCAAAACAUUGAAUAAAAACAAAGAAUUAUUUGUUAAAUACGAUGGCAUCAUUAAAGAACACUUAAGAGAAGGUAUUAUAGAACGAGUAGAUUUGAAUUUAGACCAAAAUAUAAACACAGGUUAUUUUCUUCCACAUCAUGCUGUAGUGCGAGAACGGAAGGAUAGUACAAAGGUUAGGAUUGUCUUUGACGCAUCAUCAAAGGGAAAAGGCGCGUUAUCAUUAAACGAUUGUUUAGAGAGCGGACCGAACUUAAAUCCUGAUUUACUUGAAAUCUUGUUACGGUUUAGGUUAAACAAAAUUGCAUUUAGUGCAGAUAUUCAGCUCGCUUUUUUAGAAGUAAGGAUAGCCGAGGAAGAUAGGCAGUUUUUAAAAUUCUUAUGGAUAAAAGAGGAUUGUCCUAAUCCCGGUUUCAGCCCUCACAAUAUUGAAACAUUCCAAUAUAAAAGAGUCACCUUUGGAGUGAAAUGCAGCCCAUUCUUACUUGCCGCAGUUAUUAAACUGCAUUUAGAAAAAUUCGAAAGUGAAUAUGAAGAAGCAUGUAAAAUGUUGAGCUAUUUGUACGUAGAUGACCUAGCAGCUGGCACGUCAAGCGCUUCCGAAGCUAUAAAAUUGAGCAAAGAAAUGAUUUACAUUCUAAGUCAGGCAAGCAUGAAUCUUCGAAGAUGGGCUACGAACUCCUCAAUUCUAAAUGAAGCUUGGAAACAAGCUAAUGUUGACCGUCGUGAAACAUCCGAAGAAUUAGGUGUGCCAUUAAAAAUUCUUGGACUCAUUUGGGACAAUAUCAACGAUAAAUUUACCAUAGACAUUCAUCAAAUUUCUAAGAUGAAGGACAGUAAUCUUUCGAAGCGUUUGAUUCUGAGCAUCUGUGGGAUGCUGUUUGAUCCAUUGGGGAUGAUAACCCCUUUUACUGUCAGAAUGAAAUUGUUACUGCAGAACACCUGGGAACGGGAGCUGAAAUGGGAUGAACCACUACCACCGGACAUUCAAGAGACAUUUCUGUCAUGGCUGGAUGAGGUAAAAACUAUCCCUCAGAUUUCUUUGCCUCGUCCUUACUUCCUUGAUGCAGAGACUCCAAUGGCUGAAAUUCACAUUUUCUCCGAUGCAAGCCCAAAGGCUUAUGGUUGUGUGGCCUACUUCAGGAAAGUGAUCAACGGGAAGGUGAACUCCAGUUUCAUAGUGGCGAAAUGCCGCCUAGCUCCAUUGAAAAAAUUGAGUCUGCCCAGACUCGAACUCAUGGGAGCCCUUGUUUCUGCCAGAUUAGCAGAAUACUUAAAACGAGCAUUUCCCUGGAUUACAUCUGACCACAUCUUCUUCUGGUCGGAUUCGCAAAUCAGCCUUCAUAGGAUAAAAGGAGACCCUCUACGAUGGAAGGAGUUUGUGAGAAAUCGCGUACGUGAGAUCCAGGAGAAAACCAAUCGAGACCAGUGGAAUUACUGCAGAGGAAAGACGAACCCAGCAGACAAGUUAACCCGAGGACUGUCUAUCCGAGUGUUAGCGCAAGAUGAUGUUUGGUGGCAUGGUCCAGACUGGUUGUUUAACCCAGAUCUAUGCCUUGACGACACAGUGAGCAGCGAAUUCAACGAAAUUGAAGUAGCCAACGAAUUAAAGAAAGGCUAUGUUCCAGCGAGCAACCUAGUAAUGACUGUAACCGGAACUAAUUGUGAUGAUUUUCUCGAUAAACUUCUCAAAAUCACAAAUGACUAUGUAAAACUGAUUUGUAUUAUUUCAUAUAUUUUAAGAUUUUCAGCUAAUUGCAGGUACUCUCAGUCAAGGACUGCAGGGCCCAUUACGGCUGAUGAAAGAAUUCAAGCAGAAAACCAAUUAAUCCGAAUGGUUCAACUUGGUAAGUUUAAGGAGGAAAUUAGAGAUUUGAAAAGAGCUUUGCAUCUUGAUUUCGUUACUGAUCAAACAUCUGACUGUUUUAUUGCAAGUUUAAAGCGUUUCUUUGGAAGGAGAGGUAAAUGUGCAAAAAUUCUUACCGACAAUUCCAAAACAUUUGUCGGUGCAAACAAAGAACUUAAAAGGCUGUAUAAUCUUGUCAACUCUCCUGAUCAAUGUUUAAGUGAAUUUUUAAUUUCAGAAUCUAUUGAAUGGCAGUUCAUUCCACCUAAAUCCCCGAAUUUCGGAGGUGGAAAUUAUGGGGAAAUGGUCGCUGUCAAAAGAUGA
Molecule: messenger RNA, 3261 nt
Organism: Argiope bruennichi
Lineage: Eukaryota; Metazoa; Arthropoda; Arachnida; Araneae; Araneidae
Exons: 4
Coding region: 1-3261 (1086 amino acids)
Molecular function (GO): nucleic acid binding
Source: RefSeq, a predicted model, not a curated record